Molecule: messenger RNA, 2763 nt
Organism: Colletotrichum higginsianum IMI 349063
Lineage: Eukaryota; Fungi; Ascomycota; Sordariomycetes; Glomerellales; Glomerellaceae
Product: Raffinose synthase Sip1
Exons: 5
Coding region: 1-2763 (920 amino acids)
Source: RefSeq, a predicted model, not a curated record
AUGUCAUCAGACAACUACAACUUCGCCGACGUUUUUCAAGCUGUCUUCAUCUCAAAGCAGAAGCCAGCACCGGAGCCCAUCGCUGAAAAAAUGAAGGCUCUCAUUCAAAGCUACCCCCCGUUGGGUCAAUAUACGCAGGUUUCGAAUGGACGCCUCACAGUGACUGCAGUUCUCGAGAUACCUGCGUCCCGCGCAAAUGAGCCGUGGGAGGUUGCUCUAUGGCACUCCAGUGAUGGAGCUGAGUGGGCUGAGACUGUUCUCGCUCGUGUUCUCAACGAAAACGCUCCGACGACCUUGCAGACGGUCCCGGACCACGUUCGGCGGCUUUUCUACUCCGCUUCCAUUGCGUUCAACAAAUCGCUCCAAUUCACCCUCAAAUUCCGGCACAGCAACAGUGAACCUUGGAGGUGGACCCGUGACGAGCUUGGAGUUGGUGAUGGUACGGUGGUCCUGAAUGCGAAGCCCGUGUUCGAGAGCGUUUCCGAACGCUUCGACGACAUUGUCCCUGAUCUGAACCCUGCAUGGGAAGUGAAAUCCUUGAUGAGCCAAUGCCCUGGGACUCGGCUAUGGUCUCUGAAGGCCGCCGUAGACGGCGUCGAGGGGGAUGUUUCGCAGCUUGCCGACUUCUCGUUGGGCGUGCCAUGGGGAGGCUUCCUGAGAUGGUUUGCCCUCAUUCGUAUCUGGUCACCGUGGCUGGCUCCUCGCCAUGGGAGGGAUUCGCUUGCUCUGGAUAAAGACGGCGUGCUCUGUUCGUUCCUGAGCCCGGAGGGAAAACACUUGGUCUUUCUCGCCGUCAGUGGGGUCAAUAAUGUUCUUUCUGUUUUCCGAAACAACGAAUCCGGGCAACUAUCUGUCCAUGUGCGUAUUGCCUCGCUCGAUGAUUGUUCAUUCCCGUAUGCUCACAACAUGCAGGCUCGCAAUGACGGCAUACACUCCGAGUCAGCCAUCAUUCUGGCUGCCACAGGUGACAAUUUUGAGAGCGCCAACGCUGCUGUCAUGUACCAGGCCCGGAACUAUAUUCUGCAGGAGAAAAAGGCGAGCAAUGAGCUACUGGCGGAAAUGAAGGCUAUCGAUGAAGGCGUUAAGCCGGAAUGGAUGGAGAAUUGGUAUGACGGGUUGGGUUACUGCACUUGGAAUGCUCUCGGACAGCGCCUGACGGAAGAAAAGGUGCUAAAUGCUCUCGACAAGCUCGAGGAGAACAACAUCAAAGUCACCAGCCUCAUUAUCGACGACAAUUGGCAAACCAUUGACUACAGAGGACAUGGUCAGUUCCAACACGGCUGGGUCGAAUUUGAGGCCGACCCAAAAGCAUUUCCAAAGGGGUUGAAAGCCACGGUAGCGCAAAUCCGGCAGAACCACCCGCACAUUCAACACAUUGCCGUUUGGCAUGCUCUCCUAGGGUACUGGGCGGGAAUUUCACCCGACGGUAAGAUUGCGCAGCAAUACAAAACAGUAGAUGUCAUUAGAGAGGACGCCGAGCGACGCAACCUGCCCCUCGGAGGCAAGAUGACUGUAGUGGCCAAAGAGGAUGUGGACAGGUUCUACAAUGACUUCUACAAGUUUCUCUCAGACUCUGGGAUACAGGGCGUCAAGACAGACGCUCAAUUUAUGACAGACACAUGGACUUCGGCCAGCGCGCGUCGCGAGUUGAUCGACGCCUACCUCGAUGCGUGGACGAUAUCUUCUCUGCGGCAUUUCAGCAUCAAGACCAUUUCCUGCAUGUCGCAGACGCCGCAGAUCAUGUUUUAUAACCAGAUGCCGCGCAACCGGCCCGCGAUUCUCUGCCGCAACUCAGACGACUUCUUCCCCGAGAUCCCGGCCUCGCACCCCUGGCACGUCUGGACCAAUGCACACAACAGUCUACUCACGCAGCACCUCAACGUCCUGCCCGACUGGGACAUGUUCCAGACUGUGCACGACUACUCGGGUUUCCACGCCGCGGCGCGCUGUGUCAGUGGAGGGCCGAUCUACAUCACCGACGUCCCCGGUCAGCACAAUUUGGAUCUGAUCAAGCAGAUGACGGGGCCGACGAUCCGCGGCAAGACUGUCAUCUUGCGGCCCAGCGUAGUGGGAAAGACCACAGAUCCUUACACGGGAUAUGAUGACGACGGUCUGCUCAAGGUUGGAAGCUACCACGGCGCCGCUGUUACGGGAACCCCGAUUCUCGGCGUGUUUAACGUCUCGGCGCGGCCGCUGACGGAGAUCCUUCCCCUCGCCUCCUUCUCCGGGGUCCUGCCAUCCAUGCGCUACGUUGUUCGGGCGCACUCUACCGGGAAAGUCAGCCCGCCCGUAUCCCCCGGCUCUACCGCUUCCUCUCUGACGGUGUCUCUGGAUACUCGCGGAUACGACAUCUUCACCGCCUACCCGCUUUCGAGCUUCGACAGCGAAGUCAAAGGCAAGGUGUGGACGGCUAACUUGGGUUUGGUGGGCAAGAUGACGGGCGCGGCCGCCAUUCUAAACAGCGAUUUCCUGUUGCGACACGAUGGCAAGGUCGAGCUCAAAACUCGCCUCAAGGCGCUCGGCGUCCUCGGUCUCUUCAUAUCCAAGCUGCCAGAGUUGACGAUAGGCGACGACUUUCUCAUCACCAUCCAAAACCAAGUGAUCCCCGUGCACACUGUGUCCAUCAGCAAGAGCCACGACUCCGUUAUCGAGAUUGACAUUGAAAAGGCAUGGUAUGAAAUGGGUCUUCACCCCGGCUGGAGCAACGAGGUUGAGAUUACGGUCAUCUUUGCAAUUGACCAUGAAGGGUCCGGGGACGCCUAG